UUGGCAGCUGUCGAAGACUUCUCUUACUAGUUACCAUCCAAUCACGAGCCUCUCUUUACCAAAAAGAUCCCCCAAAAAGAAGAAAAAAAGAAGAAGAAAAAAAAGAAAAAAAAGAAAAAAAAGAGGUACAUGGUUUGCUAAAUACCCAAGAUAAUUAGAAUUAGGUACUUAGUACUUACUUACUUACCUAUAACAUCUUCAUCCAACAAAGACAAACAUCCUACAUCAGACUUGGAUAUGGAUAAUAAUCAUCGGGUUGGUAUAGAAUACCUCUCCGCCGGUGCUAAUAGACAUACUGCUGUCGCAGAUUGGAGCAAAGAUGGCAUCGUAGCUUUCGGUGCCGACUCGAAUAUCGCUCUCUGGCGACCACAUUCCUCUCGGCCUAGGGGUGUAACCAGUUUUAUCCCAGGACACAAGGAUGUCGUCAAGGCCGUCAGCUUUCUUCCCAAGCUGGACGGGGAGUUCAAGACGUACCUGCUCACCGGCGCAGACGACCAGUGUCUCAAGGUCUGGGAUCUGUUAGAUGAUGGUGGCGAUGGUGAUGACAGCAGUGUUGCCGAGUGCAUCCAGACUGUGCACGAACACACGGCUGCCAUCAACUGCAUAGCCACUCUUCACCAGAGAAGACCACAGCAAGGCUCAACCCCUAGAGUAUUUGCUACCGGAGCAGCAGACGCUACUGUAAAAGUAUGGGAAUUUAACGACGGCCAAGUCCGUUUGUUGCAAACGAUAAAGACCACACCAAAAUUCUUCCCCCUCUCGAUAGCUCUGAGUACCCUCGGCGAGGAUGACGACAGCAACGGGGCCUUGGUUCUAGCCGUAGCAGGAACAAAGGACAUCGUCCAAGUCUUCCUCGCCAGGUCCCGCACCAACCCCGAGUUCCAACUCCAGGCGACCCUAUCGGGCCACGAAGGCUGGAUCCGGUCUCUGGAUUUCGCAUGGGAGAACAGCAACGACCACGGGAGCGACCUGAUCCUGGCAUCCGCGAGUCAGGACAAAUACGUCCGCCUCUGGCGCUUCCACCAGGGCCAAGAACUGCCAGCCGCUAGUGCCAACGGGGGCGAUGCGUCCCUGGGCGCCUUCAUGCCGGGACGGUCCCCCUCGAACAAGGCCCAUCGGCUGCACACCGCGAGCCAGGACUUUUCCAUCACCUUCGAGGCACUCCUGCUCGGGCACGAUGACUGGAUCUACAGCGCCAAGUGGUACUCGGAUCCCGCAACCGGAAAGCCGCAGCUCCUUUCAACGUCCGCGGACAACACGCUAGCGAUAUGGGAAGCCGACCCGUCCUCGGGCAUCUGGGUCACCACGGUCCGGCUCGGCGAGAUCAGCCGGGAGAAGGGCGCGACGACCGCGACGGGCAGCACGGGCGGGUUCUGGACGGGCCUCUGGUCUCCGGACGGAAGCUCGGUGGUGUGUCUGGGCCGCACCGGCAGCUGGCGGCUGUGGGACCACCACCAGGCGCAGGACCAGUGGCUCCCGCGCAUCGGCAUCAGCGGGCACACGCGGCCGGUGACGGGGAUCGCGUGGUCGAAGAGCGGCGAGUACCUACUCUCGACGAGCGCGGACCAGACGACGCGGCUGCACGCGCGCUGGAGCGGACGUGGCCAGCGGACGUGGCACGAGAUGGCGCGGCCGCAGAUCCACGGGUACGACCUCAACUGUAUCGACUCGCUCGGGGACUCGAGCUUCGUCUCCGGCGCCGACGAGAAGCUGAUGCGCGUGUUCGACGAGCCGAAAGCGGUCGCGCGGCUGCUGAGCACGCUGUGCGGCAUCGGCAUCGGCGGCGGGCGGGACAUCGAGGCGCUGCCGGACGCGGCCAACAUGCCGGUGCUGGGGCUCUCGAACAAGGCGAUCGAUGCUGUCGACGAUGAUCACGAGGUGGUCCAGCCCGCCAAUCCCGAGACAGACCGAGAUGCGCUGGACCCAGGGUCGACGGUCCGCAAGUCCGCGCUCGAGAUCGACCACCCGCCCCUCGAGGACAGCCUCUCGCGGCACACGCUCUGGCCCGAGGUCGAGAAGCUCUACGGGCACGGGUACGAGAUCUCGUGCCUGGCCGUCAGCCACGACGGGACCCUCGUGGCUAGCGCAUGCAAGGCGAGCUCGAUCAACCACGCCGUGAUCCGGCUGUUCGAGACGGAGAAAUGGACCGAGGUGAAGCCGCCGCUGACGGCGCACUCGCUGACCACGACGCGCCUGCGCUUCUCCCCCGACGACAGGUACCUGCUCAGCGUCGGGCGCGACCGGCAGUGGGCGGUCUUCGAGCGGGACGGCGUCGCCGGGCAGAGCUACAAGCUGCUGCAGUCGAACCCCAAGGGCCACUCGCGGAUGAUCCUCGACGCGACCUGGGCGCCGCUAACCGACGAUGCCAUCGUCUUCGCGACCGCUGGCCGGGACAAGCAAGUCAAGAUAUGGCGGCGACCAGCACCAUCAGCCGAAUCUACGGACCCAGUCAGCAUCUCUUGCAUAACCACGAUACCGGAGACACAUCCCGUCACGGCCAUCGACUUCCUGCCCCAAGAAGACAAGAACGAGAAUGGUGGUGGCACACUGCUACUAGCGGUGGGCACCGAGGUGGGCAAGAUCUCGAUCUAUUCGAUCGACAAGACCUCCCUCGGUAUAUCUUCUACGCUUAACCUAGGACCAGAGCUAUGCCUCGCGAAAAGCGUCGUGCAACUCUCGUGGCGGCCACAGCACGCCGCUAAGGAAUUAGCUAUAGCCGGGGAGGAUAGUUCUCUUAGGGUAUAUUCAUUCAUAGAUGGAAAUCCGUGAAGCCUUGUUAUGUUUCCAGCUUAUCAAUCCCGUGGGUCACGCCAAAAACAAAAAAGGGGAAAGGGGGGGCUUAUUCGUAGGCAUCAUGUGCGUUCAUUGAUGCUAAUCUAUCGAUCGAUCCAAACGCCAAA
This is a messenger RNA of Hypoxylon fragiforme, 2900 nucleotides long. Its product is annotated as RNA polymerase II Elongator subunit. The coding region runs from base 238 to 2769 and encodes 843 amino acids. Gene Ontology annotation, molecular function: protein binding. The transcript is spliced from 3 exons. Gene Ontology annotation, cellular component: elongator holoenzyme complex. Gene Ontology annotation, biological process: tRNA wobble uridine modification. NCBI's taxonomy places the organism in Eukaryota, Fungi, Ascomycota, Sordariomycetes, Xylariales, Hypoxylaceae. The record is from RefSeq and is a predicted model, not a curated record.